Nanorana parkeri is the source of this 213-nucleotide messenger RNA. RefSeq names its product sperm protamine P3-like. The annotation marks the transcript as partial. NCBI's taxonomy places the organism in Eukaryota, Metazoa, Chordata, Amphibia, Anura, Dicroglossidae. The record is from RefSeq and is a predicted model, not a curated record. The transcript has 2 exons.
AGAAGAAGAAGACGGGCAAAGAAGAAGGGCAAAGAAGAAGAGCAAAGAAGAAGACAAAGAAGAAGAAGACGGGCAAAGAAGAAGGGCAAAGAAGAAGAGCAAAGAAGAAGAAGACGGGCAAAGAAGAAGGGCAAAGAAGAAGAAAGGCGAAGAAGAAGCGUGAAGAAGAACAAUGGGCGAAGAAGAAAGGCGAGGAAGAAGGGCAAAGGGUGA